AUAUCUGGUUUGUUGGGAUCUCGGAACAAGAUCUCUCCCCCUCUUCUUCAACGAUUCCGCUUGCUCCGCUCCACAUCCCGCCAUUCUCUCAGAAGAGUGUUCUCGGGCAUGGAAGGCGAGGAUUUCAUCAACUUACCUGCUUGCAGUGGUUCUGAGUUUGAAUCUGAAGAUAUUGAGCAAAGUAAUAUGCUCUCUCCCAUAAGAGAAUCCGUGGUGGUUGGAGACAUUGCGAACAAUGAGGUUGUUGGAAUUGAAGGAGAUGUUGGAAUUGGAGGAGCUAGUGACACACUUGAGGUAACAGAGAAUACGACUUUCAUAAACUCUAAGAUAUGUACAGACAAUGGCUCCAUGGCUGUUGGAGAUGAAUGCAAUAUUUCUGGCCACUUGGAAGAUGAAAAUCCUGCCAGGAGAUCGAAGAUUUGUCCCACUGGCUUAUCUGGUGCCAAGAGACCUCGAACAACUCUUGAUGAGGAUAAACCUUUUGUACACGUCAUCUAUAAUGCUCUACCAAGAGAAAGUAAACAGAAGCUUGAGGAACUAUUACAGAAGUGGUCACAAUGGCAUGCUGAACACUGCUCUUCCAUACAAGAUCCAGCAAAAAGUAUUGAAUCUGGCAAGGAAACAUACUUUCCUGCUCUUCUGGUCGGGUUGGAGAAGCCGUGUGCAGUGCCUUUUUGGAUGGACGACCAACCAAAAAACAAAGUAUCUGAGGAGUAUACAGCAUUAGAUACCAGCUCUGUACCUCUCUAUGACCGUACAUAUACAUUUGCUCUGACCUCUUCCGACAGUCCAAACAAAUUGGAAGGGGGAUUGGGAGUUGAUGCUUCUCGUUGUUUCAACUGCGGUUCCUAUGGCCACUCACUGAAGGAGUGCCCCAAGCCUCGUGACAAUGUUGCUGUCAAUAAUGCUCGAAAGCUACACAAGGCGAAACGUAAUCAUGGUGCUGCUUCUCGUAAUCCCACCCGCUAUUAUCAAAAUUCACCAAAGGGAAAGUAUGAUGGUUUAAGGCCAGGUGUCCUUGACUGUGAAACACGGCGGCUUUUGGGACUUGGGGAGCUUGAUCCACCUCCAUGGCUUUACAGAAUGCGGGAAAUAGGAUAUCCACCAGGCUAUCUAGAGAGUGAGGAAGAUCUGCCCUCAGGGAUCACUAUAUUUGAAGAUGAGGAGGAGACCGUGGAAGAAACUGAGGAAGGAGAAAUUCAGCAUACAAGUUGUCCUGACCCACCACCACCUACAAAAAUGAGUGUUGAAUUCCCAGGGGUAAACGCACCGAUACCAAAAGAUGCUGAUAAUUGGAUUUGGUCAGCUGCAGGUCCUUCGCCAAGUUUUAGAGCCCCAAGAGCUUCAUCAUACAGCAACAACUCUAGUAGCAGUAGGCACUAUUAUAACACUAACCAGUCUAACCACACACCAGAAGUCAUCACAGAUAGAUCACAUCUUCUAGAACGACAGCUUUCCAGGGAUUACUAUGAACAUGAAGGGUGCAACCAUAGGCCAGAAACCAUCAACAGGAGCCUUGAAGAUGAUGGCCCACCUGGCUGUGGGCGUGACCUUGACAUGAGCCCUUCUCUAUCUAAAAGAUUCAGAGAUUUUGAUUCCGGUUUUAGUGCCCUAACUCCAAGGGGUGGCAAUGGGGGCAGUGGUUCUUCAGGAUCAAAAGCCAGUAGCUAUGAAAGAUCCCAUUCAAGACAUCGGCGGUAGAAGAAGAAGACACGAAGAACUUUUUGUGCAUUAACUAUUCACUAAUGGAUAGGUAUGUUACCAUUUCUUGUUGUCAAAGUUCUUUCAUGUGUACAUAAUUUAGAUGGGUAUAUGCGACUUCCCAUAGAUUGUGUGUGUGUGUGGAAAUUGUGUUUGUACUUUUGUGGGUAGUUCCCUAGUUAAGGCAGACUUGGAGGAGACUAGGGUACUUUGUUAAUGUUCCCUGUUUUAUAUUUGAAGGGAAAAAAAAUGUUUGCGAGAUGAAAGAGAAAAAUAGUUGGAAAUAAUGUUUUUAAUUUCAG
Cuscuta campestris is the source of this 2003-nucleotide messenger RNA. NCBI's taxonomy places the organism in Eukaryota, Viridiplantae, Streptophyta, Magnoliopsida, Solanales, Convolvulaceae. The record is from the annotation of a GenBank genome assembly.